Molecule: messenger RNA, 1914 nt
Organism: Pecten maximus
Lineage: Eukaryota; Metazoa; Mollusca; Bivalvia; Pectinida; Pectinidae
Exons: 1
Coding region: 1-1914 (637 amino acids)
Source: RefSeq, a predicted model, not a curated record
AUGGAGAAGUACAUGUCAUUUUCUCUAGGGAACCUGAGAUUUAUUGAUUCCUUGCAAUUUCUAAAUGCUCCUCUAGACACACUGGUGUCCAAUUUGGUAGCAGAGGGAGUUGAUAAAUUCCCGAAUUUGUCGAGACACUUCCACAACGAGGAGCAUCUCCAACUUCUUCUUCGAAAAGGGGUAUACCCAUACGAUUACGCAACGUCACCCGAAAAGUUUGAUGAAAACAAAUUACCUGGACAAGAUCAGUUUUAUAAUAAACUUACAGAAACGGAUCUGUCCGACGCAGAUUAUAGACACGCGCAAUCGGUCUGGCACACCUUCGAUAUGACUUGUUUUGGUGAGUAUCAUGACCUUUACUUAAAGACGGAUGUCUUGCUGUUGGCCGAUGUGUUCGAGAACUUUCGAUCAAUCAGUUUAGAAUAUUACCAUUUAGACCCCGCCCAUUAUUACUCGGCUCCCGGGUUUUCAUGGGACGCUAUGCUAAAAAUGACUGGGGUAGAACUUCAACUUCUAGACGAUAUCGACAUGGUACUGAUGGUUGAAAAAGGUAUCCGCGGAGGCGUGUCCAUGAUUUCAAAAAAGUUUGCACAGGCUAAUAAUCCCAAAGCACCUGAAUAUGACCCAUCGAAACCAAACACCUGGCUCACGUACCUAGAUAUGAAUAAUUUGUACGGUACGAGUAUGUCUGAAUCCUUACCGGAAAAAGACUUUGCAUGGCUGACACCUGAACAAAUUUCAAAUUUAGUUGUUUCUAACAUUGACGACAACGCGGACACGGGUUACAUUUUAGAAGUUGACCUUGAGUAUCCGGAACAUUUACAUGACAAACAUAAUGACUACCCCUUGGCCCCCGAGAACAUCGGCAUUACGAAAGAUAUGCUUUCUCCCCAUUCUCAAGAUCUUCGAGAGAAAUUAAAUAUCAAAGGCAAACCAUUCAGAAAACUAGUUCCAAAUCUAUACCCCAAGCAACAAUACGUCCUCCAUUAUCGAAACUUGAAAUACUAUCUCUCCAAAGGCAUGCUACUUACAAAAAUCCAUCGAGUUAUUGAAUUUAAACAAUUCGCUUGGUUGAAACCUUACAUUGACUUUAAUACAAUCAAAAGAAAACAAGCCAAAAACGACUUUGAGAAAGACUUUUUCAAACUAAUGAACAAUUCCGUUUUUGGUAAGACAAUGGAAAACAUGAGGAAGAGAGUCAGCGUUGAGCUGGUGAAUACACCAAAACGACUCAGAAAAGUAUGUGCUAAACCAAAUUUUCAGUCUUUUAAAAUUUUUAACAAAGAUCUUGUUGCAGUCAACAUGAAGAAAACAAAUAUUAUCUUAAAUCGGCCGAUUUAUGCAGGGUUCUGUAUUCUAGAGGUAUCAAAGAUAUUCAUGUAUGAGUUCCAUUAUGAUUUCAUCAAACAAAAGUACGGACCAAAAGCAGAAUUAUUAUUCACUGACACGGACUCUCUCGCGUACUGCAUAGAAACACCUGACUGGUACGGGGACAUUCGAGACAAUGCUGACCUGUUUGACACUAGCAAUUUCCCAAAAGACAGCUCUUUGUUUAGCAUGAACAAUUGCAAAGUCCUCGGUAAAAUGAAAGACGAGUGUAGCGGUCAAAUUAUGGACCAGUUUGUAGGAUUAAAACCCAAAAUGUAUAGUCUGACAUGUGGGGGUGUAGAGAAACGUACGGCUAAAGGAGUGAAGAAAUCAGUCAUUGAAAAGCAACUGAGACAUCAAGCGUAUUUACUCUGUCUUUCCGAACAAAGCAGUUGCAAACAUAAAAUGAAUCUUAUACGUAGUUUCGAUCACCAACUCUAUAGUAUAACGGUCAACAAGACCAGUCUGUCUCCGUAUGACGACAAACGGUAUUUCACUGGCAUAGACAGUUUGGCUUAUGGUCAUUAUACAAUUUCACAAACAUGA